UACGGAAACCAAUAAUCAAUAUGAGCAUAACAAGUUCCCCAUUUACAUUUAUUAUGUUGAACAUCAGCCAUAGCGCAUUACGUGAUACGUUCUGUAAUCAUGUUCAGCGAUAGUGUGGUGUUACAACAGCACCGAUAUACAGACCCGUAGUGAUCCAUCGCCGUUUUGCUACCGGUUGUGGUUGAAUCUGUUUUCACUACGGUAUUCUUUUAACAAAAUACAAGAUUCAGGUGAUUUUGUAAGGUUUCCUUUGCAUACUAAUUUGUAGAGUGCAUUGACCGUAAACUGUUGUUUACUUUAAAGCAAUCACUGCUACUGUCAAAUGCAGAAUGGCUUUAACUAAAAUAUUCUAUGGAUGUGUUGGUUUUGCGUUAUUAACCCAGCUAGUCAUAAGUAUAAAGAACAAAACGUUGACAGUUGGAGGUAUUUUUCCAAUGUCUGGUAGUUGGGCAGGAGGACAGGCAUGUCUGCCAGCUGUAUUAAUGGCACUGGAGGAUGUGAACAACAGGACUGAUAUUUUGCCCGACUAUCACUUAGAAAUGGAGUAUAAUGACAGCCAGUGUAUGCCUGGUCUCGGCACCAAGGUGUUAUACCAGCUGUUGUACGAACCACCAACCAAAAUCAUGUUGCUGUCUGGAUGCAGCAUUGUUUCUACAUUCGUUGCUCAAGCUGCCAAGAUGUGGAACCUGGUUGUGUUGGCUUAUGGAUCCAGCUCACCAGCACUGUCCAACAGGGAGAGGUUUCCUACGUUCUUCAGGACUCACCCAUCUGCAACACUUCACAACCCAACAAGGGUUAAAGUCUUAAAGCGAUUCCACUGGGCUCGGAUUGCAACCAUACAUGAAACUGAAGAACUCUUUUCAUCUACAAUUGAAGAUCUUGAAACCCGAGUGAAGUCUGCAGGGAUUGAGAUUGCGAUUCGGCAAAGUUUCUUACGAGACCCAGCAAAUGCUGUCAGAACUCUGAAGAAGCAAGAUGCUCGUAUUAUUGUUGGUGUGUUCUAUGAAGAUAUGGCGAGAAGAGUGUUCUGUCAGGUUUAUAAAGAGAAGUUGUAUGGAAAGAAGUAUGUCUGGUUUAUCAUUGGCUGGUAUCCUGACAACUGGUACAAGGUUCCUGAUGACAGCAUUGACUGCACGGUGGAGCAGAUGGAGGAGGCCCUCGAGGGACACUUCACAACGGAGGCUGUCAUUCUGCACCAGGAGCCCACAGUUACCGACGUCGGCAUGACUGCCAAACAGUUCACUGCAAGACUGAACAAAAUGCUGAAUGUGACAAAAGAAGAAACCAACAAGAUCGGUGGCUAUCCAGAAGCUCCCCUGGCGUACGAUGCUGUCUGGGCACUGGCCCUUGCUCUCAACAGAACAGCAACCAGGCUGGCUGAGAAAGGUGUACGGUUAGAAGAUUUUGACUAUUACAACAAGGACAUCACAUCUGAAAUAUAUUCUGCCAUGAAUAUAACAAAGUUUUUGGGGGUUUCUGGCAACGUUGCAUUUUCCUCACAAGGUGAUCGUAUUGCUUGGACUCAAGUGGAACAGUUCAUAAAUGGGACAUACCACAAGCUGGGAUACUAUGAUGCAAUGGCUGAUAACCUGACUUGGUUUGGAAAAGAAAAAUGGAUUGGAGGUAAGCCGCCACCUGAUCGGACGCGUGUUAUUGACCACCUGCGAGUCGUCUCGAAGCUGCUCUAUUUUGCUAUGUGUGGUCUUGCUGCUUUGGGAAUAGUCGCUGGAGUAAUCUGUCUCAUCUUCAACUAUCUUAACAGACAGAGGCGCUGUGUAGCCCUGUCCCAGCCCAACAUCAACAGUCUGACUGUGUGCGGCUGUAUGCUCUGUCUCAUGUGUAUAUUCCUGCUAGGGCUGGAUGGGAAAUUUGUCUCUCACACCACUUAUCCAAUUGUUUGCCAGGUCCGAGCCUGGCUGCUGUCCAUUGGAUUCACCCUCGGGUACGGGAGCAUGUUCUCCAAGAUCUGGACAGUACAUCAGCUGACGACCACACGGAAGAAGGACAGGAAGGCUGUGGAGAGCUGGGAACUGUACAUCGUGUUGGUGAUUCUCCUGCUGCUGGACGUCGGGGUCCUCACUGCCUGGCAGAUUCUUGAUCCUCUACAGCGCAAGCUCGACUACUUCAGCCUGGAGGACCCGACGGACACCGAUGAGGACAUCCAGUACAAACCGCAACUCGAACAGUGCGACUCGGAAAACCUCACUGUCUGGCUCGGUGUGUUGUUUGGCUACAAGGGCAUCUUACUGAUCUUUGGCAUCUUUUUGGCAUACGAGACGAGAAGUGUAAAACUGAAACAAGUGAAUGACUCACGAUUCGUUGGUAUGAGCAUCUACAAUGUUGUUGUUCUCUGUGUGAUCACGGCUCCCAUCAGUCUGAUCAUCAGUCACCAGGAGGAUGCCACAUUCGCGUUCUGCAGUUUGGCCAUCGUCCUGUGCAGCUUUCUGUCAAUGGGUCUUAUUUUCGCACCAAAGAUGAUUGAAAUUGCGCGGAAUCCCCAGAGAAAUGGACAGGAGGUGCGGUCACUGACUGACUCGCUUGUCAGUCGAGAGGAAGAGGAGCGGCACCAGAGGCUUCUGGGAGAAAACGAGCAACUGAAAAAACAAAUUGCAGAGAUGGAAGACCGAGUCCGCGAACUCAAUCUCCGUGUUCAGGAGAAAACUCAACAACGAGCCCAGCUGACCCAGGGAGUUAGCCCCGUCGUGGCCCCUAAUAAGGUGAUCGUGGACACUGGUGAGGUAGAAAUGGAGGAGGAUGACCCACCAUCUACCGAUGGAGUAUCCCACUUCCACAUAAAUAAGCCAGAAGAUGGCGGCAUAUUGGUCGACCCGAAUUCCGACUCAGGAUUGGCAAGUGGAUCCUUUGCCAAGAGCUCAAAGACAUCAGCUUCGGACUCGGAGCCUUUCUGCUAACGGUUUUCACUAUGAUUGCUGGGCUUGAUCUUUCAUACCCACUGAGGGUACAUGUGUCAGAGUAUAUUUCUAAUUUACCUGCAAAUGUACUCUUCCAAAAAAGUAGUAGAACUCUAAUAAGAAUUUACAAUUGCCAAAAUUGUAAGGUAUACUAGCUGUGGGGAAUGGUUAUAUAAUAAUAAUAGUGAAUUAAUUGGGCAAACAUUGCAACCAGUAGUUCAGUAUUACAGUAAAUUUCGAUCACCAAAGAUUUUGAAGGAUGAUUGAGGUCAGAAGUGAAAUUUGAAAGUUGAUGUUUUUUUAUCAGUAAUUCGCAAAUUCAAACAAUAAAAAUGACUAAAAACAAAACAAUAACAACUGUAUGAUCAACAGAAUGAAAAAGAUUGAC
Gigantopelta aegis is the source of this 3300-nucleotide messenger RNA. Its product is annotated as gamma-aminobutyric acid type B receptor subunit 1-like. The transcript is spliced from 18 exons. Gene Ontology annotation, biological process: gamma-aminobutyric acid signaling pathway; G protein-coupled receptor signaling pathway. Gene Ontology annotation, cellular component: membrane; G protein-coupled receptor heterodimeric complex. The coding region runs from base 330 to 2912 and encodes 860 amino acids. The record is from RefSeq and is a predicted model, not a curated record. Gene Ontology annotation, molecular function: G protein-coupled GABA receptor activity. Lineage: Eukaryota; Metazoa; Mollusca; Gastropoda; Neomphalida; Peltospiridae.